AUUUGUUAUUGUUAUUUCUCACGUAGCGUCAGUGCUUUGCUGAAGCAUUUUACUGGAAUUGUUCAUUGAAUUGUUGUAGUGGUGCUAAUGCUCUUUUAGAAAUAACUACUAUUUGUUAGUGCUUUGCUUACUUCAAUAUUAUAACAUAAACAGAAACACGCGUGUGUUCAGGUGUUACCAUGCUUCGUACAACCCGCAGCAGUAUCGUGCAAAAAUCGGAAGGCAGUAGUGGGAGUGUUUCAGUGGUUUCCAAACAAUAUUCUAAAAUUAGCUCGAGUAGUGUACAGGACACUCAAAGUAUGAUUAAAAAUAAAGUUGAUUUGCAUGAAGCUGAUUCUGCAUUGGUGGAUUCUUCAGGAUACGAACACGAUCAAAACGUGUUCAACACGCAGCUCUCGGAGCACUCGCCUCGGAUGGCGAACGGACAAGUGAAGCAGACGGAGGAACGCAGCGAAGCCAAGAAUGACCAGUCGUGGUUUCACGUGCACUCGAACUUUUUCAGAGACAAGUUUUACUGGAAUCAGUAUGAGAAGACGGAUCUCACGUACUCCAAACUGUCCCCGUAUUACAACAUGGAAAUCAGCCCGGGCGUACCUGUAAUGCCUAACUUGUCGCGCAGACCUCUGCGCUCGGGAUCUGUGUCCAUGCAGCUCAGCCCACAGCGCGGUGACUUGAGACAGGGGAGCAGCAGUCACAGCAGUCACAGCUUCACAACCCACAGCACGGAAAAUACCAGUGGAUAUGGUUUGGGUGGCUAUUCUGAUGACGAAGGGGAUGUCAUAAGGAGAAGAACUGUUGGUAUUCACAGUCAGCAAAGUGUCUCAGUUGUGACCACAGUCUACAUGUACAUAGUAUCAGUACUUUCAAGCAUAUACACCAAGAUUUCACAGAUAACCUCUACGAUACUGAAUCGGAGAAAUGUUGUCUAUGGAGAUAUCUACAGAGGCCGCCACACCCCGCAGGCUCGGAGCCAGCAGAGCACCGGCUCGCUGUGGUGGGGCCAGCGGCUCUACAGGCUGCUGUGCCGCCAGCUGCUGGCAGACUCGUGGCUGCUCUGCUGCUUCGGCUGCUCGGCCGCUCGCGUCGCCGGGGGGCGCUCGGGCCGCGCCCUGUUCGCGCUCUUCUUCCUCCUGCCGCUGGCCUUCCUCGCCGGGUGGUGGACAAUGGGUGCAUACCCUGAAUACCUUGCUUUGUCAUCCAAGCCAGCAGAACUGCUGAAGACACUUGCACAACUUGGCAACCAGCGCAGUCAUAAGGAAGAAGUUCGUUUGCCAUUAAUCAUGAGCAGUGACAACAAUGAAAAGGAAUACUCGGAUAUGGAGUGGCCCGGGCAGUCCCUGGCGGAGCAAGUGGCCGCCCUGGGGGAGCAGCUGGCGAGGCAGCACCGGGAGUUGGAGGCCGCCCUGAGGCAGCGGCUCGCCGAGCAGCACCGGGAGACGGAGGCCGCCCUGAGGGGGCAGCUGGCGGACCAGCGCCUCGCGAUGGAGGCCCAGCGGGAGCAGCUGCGGCUGGUGGAGGCGGCGGUGGGGCGGCUCGACGAGAACUGGCGCGUCUCCAGGUCCGAGGACGGCAGCUUCCGGUCGACCCUGCAGCAUCUGCAGGCCUCGCUGCAGUCCGUCGCAGGCAAGGUACAGCGGCUAGCGAGGUGCUGCAACCGGCCGCUCCUCAUCCCUGCCUCGGUCGUCCAAGGUCACGUCCUGCAGUUCCUCGAGAGGGUCUUCAGCGCCCAGGGGAAGCAGGACCACGCCGACAUACACGCGUGGAUGAGGAGCAUGUUCGUAGCCAAGGACGAGGUGGAAACUAGGCUGGCCAACGCUUCUGCUGCAAUUCAGAGCAACGUGAACGAAGAACUGGUUCAGUCUGCGAAAAUCAUCAUGGAGUCGGUUGCAGAACGAAUAAUUCAGUCAAAGCUUGAUCAGCAUCAGUCGGUAUUUGCAACGGCUGCUACCAGCAGCAAUGCUGCUGCGACAGAUGUUGGCGAGGACAGCCUUACGUAUGCCCAGGUCAAGCAGAUUGUGCAGGAAGCUCUUUCCAUUUACGAUGCUGACAAAACGGGCCUUGUGGACUAUGCGUUGGAGACAUCAGGAGGCUCCGUCCUCAGCACGCGCUGCACGGAGAAUUUCAACACACAGUUUGCAUCGCUGUACAUGUUCAACGUGCGGUGGUUCCCUUGGUUCUCUGUCGGGACCUCUCCACGCAUGGCGAUACAGCCUCACAUGAGUCCUGGAGAAUGCUGGGCGUUCGCUGGUGCGCAAGGGUUUCUCGUGAUCCAGCUGUCUCGUGAGAUAUACGUGUCCGGGUUCACUUUGGAACACAUUCCCAAGAGCCUGGUUCCCAACGGACACAUUGACUCUGCCCCUGCGAAGUUCAGUGUUUGGGGCCUGGAAAAUGAAAAAGAUGAAGACCCACUGUUGCUUGGCAGUUACAUGUACAUGCAUAACAGUUCGAGCCUACAGUACUUUAAAGUCCAGCAAGAAGAAACGAGACCAUUCCGGAUUGUGGAACUAAAAGUGUUGUCCAACCAUGGUCAUCCAAAUUACACCUGCAUUUACAGGUUUCGAGUGCAUGGUACUCCGGUGCAGAAGUAAAUUGCCAAAAACAAUUGGCCUUUGCUAGAGUUCCUAUUGUCCUAAGGAAAAAAAAAAAGAACCAACUGGUCAACAUCGUACCAAAGUUUCUCUGUGGCAGUACAAAUAAUUGUGUUCAUGACCAAGACUUGCUAGAAUGUAAGGUAUUUUAUGAUUAUUAUUUUAUAUAAGUUUGAAGAAUUAUGUGUACAAUCAUCAAUGCUAUUAAAAGUUAGUUAAUGGUAUUUGGUAGCUGCGUUACCAUUAUUGUGAGAGAGUUUUGAUUAAUUUUAUUGUUGGCAUCUGGCGUACUUGCCAAUACAGUGUUCUGGUGAGCAUUUAUGUAAAGUUUCACUUUGUUAUUUAUUUGUGAUUUUUAUUACAUUGCAUGAAACUUUUGUUAGAGAAGUUUGAAGACUGUGUAUUCAUUAUUGUGGUUCAUGAAUGAUUGUUUUUGAUGUUUUGAAUUAAACAUUUAAUUGUUUUAGUUACUUAUUUCUGUUAUUGUUUGUUUUUUUGCACAUAACAGAUAACUUUUAUUUUUAGUGUUUACAAGUUUUCAACUGUAUAUAAUUAUGAUCAUAGAUGUCUUUAAUUUUUGUAGUUGUGUAUAUACACAGAAAAAGUUAUUUGAAAUGUAGGAAAUAAGUUUAAGACAUUGGUUAACAAUGGUUUGUAUUCUUGAAAUGUUGUAUAGUACUAAAGUAGUGUUUAACCAAAAUAUUAUUUUGCCCAAAAGUAUUUUUGAUGAGCUUGCACAAAUGUAGAAAAAGUAUUUUUCCAACAAUAUUAAUUGCAUGCAAUUUUUGCUAAGUAUUUCUAAUUUCUUAAAGUUAUUUAAUUAUAGUCUUGCCUUUUUAUUUUGUUCGAAUUUAGCAACUGCUUAAGCUACAAUUAACAUGUUAACAUAAUCGUGUGUAUCCCAUAAUUUCUCUUUCAUCACAUGAGCAAGUACAAAGCUAAAUAACUCUCGUUGAGUUACAUAUUGUAUUUUUGUAAUAGUUAUAAUUGUAUAAUAUAGAUAAAUAAUUUUUCUUAUCAGUAAGUAUAUUUAUGAAAUGGUGCCUUGUGUAUGACAGAUGUUUGAUGUGCAAUAUUUAUUUUUAUUUUUUUAAAUCCAUUUAACUGCUGCUAGUCAGUCAACUCCAGAAACAAUACAGUAGUUAAUGAUUCAUCAGAAAUAAAUUUCUUGGAAAAAAUAAAGUUGAAUUUUCAGAGUUUAUCAUCACAGUGGAUCAAUGUGAAUUUCAUGUCAAAUUAUUAUUUUCAGAGGGUUUUAAAUUUGUUACGUAGUGUAAAGAAGGAAUAUUAAAAUAAGUUCCCGUAAUUGUGUCUGCAUGAAGUACCUCCACUGCUUUUUUAAAUAAUUCUGUUUUGGUGGGAAAAUAAAUUUUUCGCAAAUACUUGAAAUUACAGACCAUGAUAUUUGUAUGCCAUUUAAGUUUUAAUUUAAUUUAAAGGUGGAAUUUGAAUCAAAAAUUUCAUUUGUUUUAAUUCUUUUGUAUCAGUGUUCAAACACUGAAAAAGUAACCAAAUAGGAGCAAGGAGGUCUGGAUAUAAUUGGUGGAUUGAAACAUUUUAUGACUGUCUUAUGGGAUGGAAAAGUUUGUAGGAGAUUUGUUUUACAGUUUUGGCAAUGUGCAAAGUGUAGCGGUGAUGUGGAAAAGUAAGGAAACUAGUUAGUUGAAAAACUGUAAAACAAGAGGCAAAAAAAAUCUAUGUUUUGUGGUUUUGAUACUAGGUACUUUUUAUUCAUAACAGUAAGCAAGGUGUAUAAUGUCAUUUAUCUACAAUAUUUUCAGCAUUUUGUGUUCUAAUGAUGGCCUAAAAGAUUUCAUAAUGUAGGUAUUAAGUGUAAUUUACAUUGAGUGAGUUUACUAACUACUCCUUGUUAAUACAUUUGUUAAGAACUAAUUCUAUAAUUGUAAUCAUGCUGACUUGCUAACUAGCCCCUCGCUUUGAUUUAGCAAGUAUUGUAUAAGACUGGUACAUACAGUUUUCUUGCCACUCGUUUACCAUUGCAAUGUUUUAAUUGGCCGGUUAGGUGUCGAUAACCAGUUGAAGUACCAAUGUUUAAAAAAAUUGUAAGGCAUUCCAUUUAAAUUUAAACUACAGUACUACAAACUGCCAGAAAGUAACAUGAUCCAAAAAUUAAAACAUAACCUGACAACAAACCACUUGGAGUAAAUGAAUUUAACUCGUCCUUUGUAAGUGCUCAAGAUAGAGGGUGCAUGAGUAGAAAAUUUUCAUGUUGAGUCAUGAAAAAAUUUAUUAUUUUUUGAGUGAAGUAGUCAAGCUAACUUUUUUUUUUUUUGCAUUUUUCUUUCAAGCUCAAUUAACAUGAUAUAGUUGCCAAAAAUUACAUACUGCACAUGACAAUAGUUAUUGAAUCACUAUCAUAGUACCCAGUGGUGGUGCAUGUCUCCCCCCACCCUCAGAAGGGUAAAAUAUGCACUGGGUAAUAUGACUUCUGAAGUAAUAAACAGGUUAUGUAUUAUACUAGGUCCUGACUACGAGUGCCCCGCCCAGAAGUCAAUCCUAGGUCAGCCCUUGAUGGUACCAACUGCAGAACAGCAUUUAGAAUUACAAAAAAAGAUUUCACCUUCAAUUAAAAAUAUAAUUUUUUCAUGUAAUUUUGCUAUUAGAAUUUUCCUGACAAAAUAUCUGUAACUGUGAAGUAAAUGGUAAACUCACCUAAUGUAAUUGACAAGUUAGAUGUGUGGAGCCUGUACACUUGGAUGGAUAAGUUAAAAAAAUAAUAAUAAUUCCAUUGCUAUUCUGGCAAUCUUGGUGCUGUCCAGUUUCUAAUGCAUUGAAUACAUUUGUAGCAAAUUGUGUGUGCUGUAAUUUUUUUUUGUUUUAAUGUUAACUUGUUUUAAAUUUAAAAAUUUUUUAGAGAUGGGACGAAACUCGAGCUGAGUUGAGCAAGUAGCUAAAGCUCGACUCGACUCAAAAGUGGAAUUCAAUUUACUUAACAGUUUGAGACUUUCCAACCUUUUUCUUUCUCUGUAUAUAUUUGACAUGGGCAAGAAACACUUCAUAGUGUAAUAUCCUUAAUUUGCACUACAAGUUUUCUUGAACAACAAUUAAUUUUACUUCUCGAAAAAUGUUUCCUCCUCAUUUACAUUUUAGGACACUGGAAAAUAUGUUAUUUUGGAAUUGGUCUGGUGUAUGUCAUAGAUUUGUAACAUAGCAAAUAAACUACGAAAAGAAAAUAAUGUCUGGAAUUUAUGUUUUUUACCCUACUAUAGCUGCAAUCGACCGUAUUGCUGUUUGGCAUGAAAACAAAAUUCUUGCACUGCGUAUCUUCAUAUCUUUAACUGUCUAGUCAAAAUGGUGGCCGGCUUUAUUUUGGAAAGCCUAAGAUUCACACCAUUCCAUUCAGAGAUCCAAACCGUUCCAAAGUUCGCAGCUCGCUCAAGCAACUUGCACAUGUAGGAUAAAAUAGAGCUGGAAAGAUGUAAAUUAUCUUUCGUACACUUAAGUGAGAAAUUAGAGAAUUGUCAAUUUAAAAUAGUGUGGACUGUUGGUAAGUUAGGUUAGCUACAAUGAAAAUACUGAGAAAUUGUGUGAAAAUUUGGUUUGGUUAUUAAAAUACUAUAAAAAUAAUACAAUAAAGUUAGCUACAUCUUAAAUUGGUAAUUCCUAACAAACCAAUAAUUAACUUUACUGUAGUUUUAAUGCAUCUAUCGAGUUUGGCUCGAUUUUUAACGACUCCACUGAAAUAUCAAGCGUGUACUCGACUCAGCUCGACUCGCCCCAAAAAUUUACAGACUUGCCCUUCUGUACUUUUUUUUUUUAAUUUAUUCUGUGCUGUAUCUAUGGAAACAACUGGGAAAUAUUUUGAAGAAGAUGAUGUAUGCAUGUACAUGUUUGUAAUUUCAGUAAUUGUACUACUAAAAGUUUUGCAGAUUUGUUUGAUAAAUAUUCACAUGUAUGCAUGCAGUUUUGACAUUUUAACAACUACAGUGUCUGUUAAAUGAGAACAAAGUUUUGUAAUAAACUAUUCACAGGAUUAA
Molecule: messenger RNA, 6586 nt
Organism: Bacillus rossius redtenbacheri
Lineage: Eukaryota; Metazoa; Arthropoda; Insecta; Phasmatodea; Bacillidae
Product: klaroid protein-like
Exons: 15
Coding region: 180-2588 (802 amino acids)
Cellular component (GO): meiotic nuclear membrane microtubule tethering complex; nuclear envelope
Molecular function (GO): protein-membrane adaptor activity
Source: RefSeq, a predicted model, not a curated record